AUGGCGGCUUCCAGCCCGCUGCCGGCGGCGCAGGACUUGCCCGCGCUGCGCGCCCGGCUGCAGGGGCUGCUGCGGUUCCUGAGGCAGGCCCUGCCCAUCUCCAAUGCGCACACCGUGGACUUCUACACGGAGUCCGUGUGGGAGCAACUGGUCGACCUGCCCCCGGAGACGGUGCUGGAGGUGCUGAGGGAGACGGCGAAGGGCCGGACCGCGGAGGCGCGCCCCCUGGCGGAGGCCGAGGGCGGAGCAGGUAUUUCUGGUUUUUCUAAAAUAUUUUGUGAAACUUCCCAGAAGCUAGUUAGUGUGGAAGCCUUUGCUCUGGCUGCUAAACAUUAUUCUAUACAAAACUUGGGAAUGUGUACUCCUUUUGAGCAAUUGCUUGUAGCCCUUCGAGGAAUUAAAGAAGAGAAAACUGGUGACAGUGUGAAGACAGAUGAGUUUAUGAAUUUGAAAAAAUCUCACGAAGUUCAGGCAAUGUCAGAGCUGAUCAGCAGUAUUGCUGAUUACUGUGGUAUAAAGCAGGUAAUUGACCUGGGUUCUGGAAAAGGCUACCUAAGUUCCUAUUUGUCCAUGAAGUAUGGCUUAAAAGUUUAUGGAAUUGAUUCCUCAAAUACCAAUACUCAUGGAGCUCAGGAGAGAAACAGGAAGUUGAAGAAACAUUGGAAAGUCUAUCAUACCCAGUCAGACUUAGAUGUCAGUGAACUGCCAUUCAAAAUGGCAAAAGAAAAGAAAACAAAAGAUCAAGUAAAAAAUAAAACAGAUAUUCAGGGAGUAUGUAACAACAGUCCUGCAAAUCAAGGAAUGAUGUCUACAUCAGAUUUUUUGCCAGACUUUUCGAGUUCUGUUAUUUCUAACAUAAGAAAACAAAUGGAAAACCUACAUGUUCAUUCACAUCGAGAAGAAAAUUUGUGUCUUGAAAAUGCCUUUUCUCUUAUAGACCGUUUGCCUAUUAAUGCCAUUGAACUUACUUCUUCCUCCAAAAUACCCAAGAGAAAAAUGUCAGAAGCAAAUAAAGAGAGAAGAAAAACAACAUCCAAGUCAAAUGAAUCCAAUAUAUACUCACCUUUAACAUCUUUUAUUACUGCUGAUUCAGAACUACAUGAUAUUAUUAAAGAUCUGGAGGAUUGCUUGAUGGUAGGUCUACAUACUUGUGGUGAUCUUGCUUCAAAUACUCUACGAAUAUUUACAUCCAAUUCUAAAAUCAAGGGAGUUUGCAGUGUGGGUUGUUGCUACCACCUCUUAUCUGAAGAAUUUGAAGACCCAGAUAAAGAAUGUACCCAAGAAAAGUGGGGAUUUCCAAUGUGUCACUAUUUAAAGGAAGAGAGAUGGUCGUGUGGUCGCAAUGCCAGAAUGUCAGCAUGUUUGGCACUGGAGCGGGUUGCAGUUGGCCAAGGGCUGCCUACAGAAUCACUCUUCUAUCGUGCUGUCCUUCAGGAUAUUAUUAAAGAUGGUUAUGGCAUCACCAAAUGUGAUCGAUAUGUUGGUAAAACUUAUUCCAAAUCCUCUUCCUUUCUGGAUUAUGUCAGAAAGUCUCUAAAGAAGCUUGGAUUAGAUGAAUUUAAGCUGCCAGAAAAAAUGAUAAUGGACUACUAUGAGAAGUAUAAGCCCAGAAUGAAUGAGCUGGAAGCUUUUAAUAUGUUGAAAGUUGUUCUGGCUCCUUGUAUAGAGACAUUGAUUCUUCUGGAUCGACUUUGCUACCUGAAAGAGCAGGAAGAUAUUGCAUGGUCCGCACUUGUGAAGUUGUUUGAUCCUGUGAAAUCUCCCAGAUGUUAUGCUGUUAUUGCUCUGAAACAGCAGCAAUGA
Pipistrellus nathusii (Nathusius's pipistrelle) is the source of this 1803-nucleotide messenger RNA. The record is from the annotation of a GenBank genome assembly. Lineage: Eukaryota; Metazoa; Chordata; Mammalia; Chiroptera; Vespertilionidae.